AGAGCUGCCGGCUUCCGGAACUACGUCACGCGCUCGGGCCUGGCUCCUUCUGAGUCCGCCCGCUCCGAACUUCGGUUCGAAACAAAACAAACCUCGGGGGCGGGAGCCGCCGGGGCCACUGGGGGGAGGGGGCCGGACAUUUGUUCCUUGCCGGAGGGAUUGACCACAAAGAGUCGCCAAGAUAGCUGGCCCAGGAAGAAAGCGUCGCACCCCUGACCCAGACUCCGUCACUGACCCCGGCGGGCCGUUUGUCUCAUCCAAACGGCUGAAAAUGUCCAGCAGUGCCAGCAUUCCUGGCCAGAGGAGAACAGCCCGGGGAACUGAGGAUGCAACCAAUAAGAAGAAGCAGAAAGACCGAGCCAACCAGGAGAGCAAGGAUGGCGAGAGGCCAGUGGGCGGUGACGCGAAGAAAGACCUGUUGCUGGACUGGAAGCAGAAUGCCCACGAGGUCAUCGUGAAGCUGAACUUGGGCAGCAGCGCCCUGAAGACAGAGGAAGUGGAAACGGCUUUCACGGACACCAGCUGCCUUGUCAAGUUACCUGAUGGUCGUCAGUGGAGCUGCCAGUUCUACGAGGAGAUUGAGAGCUCCUGCAGCAAAGUGCAGUGGAAGAAGGGCAACAUCCUCCAUCUGGUGUUGCAGAAAAAGAUCCCUUUGCAUAACUGGGCUUCGCUCUUGAAGCGCAGCAAGGAUGUCCCAAAGGAGCAGCCGAAGAGGACUGCAUGUAAGGAGAACGGCAAAGAGAAGCCCGCUUUGACGGAGGCGGCAUCCGAGCAGCCCCAUGCUGAUGGCGCUGCGGAGCCAUCCAGGGGCAAGCGAGAGCCCUCCAAUCCCAAGCGAGCCCCUGGGAGGAACGAGGCAGUGGGAGAGAAGAACCCAGCCAGCCCUGGGCCGCCGAGUGGCCCGAGUGCCAAGCGGGCUGUGUAUGUCAGAGCUGCUCUGUCGGAGGAGGAACUCAGCAGCAGCAGCACAGGCAGCUCAUGCCUCAGGGAGAUGAUUGGCAGUCACAGGAACGGCCGGGGGGACCAGGAGGAUCCCCUGCUGGACCUGAAGGCUGACCACAGAGAGAAGGAAUUGGUGCCCAUGGAAACGCAGCUGCCUGCCGCGCCCGCAGGCUCAUCGCCCCCUCCACUUGGCUCUUGCUCAGAGGAGAGGGUCCCACCGCCAGCCAGUUCCUCUGAGGCUCUGCAGGAGCCGGAAGUGGCAUCUGCCUUCAGUGAAGGCCUCUGCUCCUCUCUUCAGUCCACGGAUGCCGAGAAGAGAGUCUGGUCCCAGGACAGUGAUACUUUAGAGGCGGUUCCGAAUGAACCUGAGCCUAUUGUGAACCUGACGUUUGUGAAGAACGACUCAUAUGAAAAAGGGAACGAUUCUAUGGUAGUGCACAUUUAUGUGAAGGAGAUUCACAAAGAGACGUUCAAGAUGCUAUUCCGGGAGCAGGACUUCACUCUGUUGUUCCAGACAAGUGACGUCAACUUUCUGCGACUGCAUCCGGACUGCAGCUCUCGUACCAUGUUUCGGUGGCAAGUGAAACUCAGGAACCUCAUAGAGCCCGACCAGUGCACGUACAACUUCACCCCUGCUCGCAUCAACAUCUGCUUGAAGAAGCGGCACAGCCAGCGCUGGGGGGGAUUGGAAGCUCCUGCCAUACGAGGUGCAGUGGGUGGUGCGAAGGUUGCCAUGCCAACAGGCCCUACUCCUCUGGAUAAAAGCCAGCCCGGGAACAACCAGCACCCGCUGUCCACUAAGGAGGAGCCACGAGCGGGUGAGAAGGAAAAGCCACGAACGGAGGACGCUGGCCUGGACGGCGUGGCUGCCCGGACAGUGUCGGAGCACGUGCCGGUGAAGCAGGAGCCACACGUGCCCUCGCCCAAGCCGACAUGCAUGGUCCCACCAAUGACUCACAGCCCCGUCAGCAGCGAAAGCGUGGAGGAGGAAGAGGAGGAGGAGGACAAGAAGGUCUGCCUUCCAGGCUUCACAGGGCUGGUGAACCUGGGCAACACCUGCUUCAUGAACAGUGUUAUCCAGUCUCUUUCCAACACCCGGGAGCUGCGGGACUAUUUCCAUGAUCGCUCUUUCAAAUCUGAAAUCAACUACACUAAUCCCCUGGGGACUGGGGGCCGCCUGGCAAUCGGUUUUGCCGUGCUGCUGAGGGCUCUCUGGAAAGGCACGCAUCAUGCUUUCCAGCCUUCGAAGCUGAAGGCGAUUGUGGCCAGCAAAGCCAGCCAGUUUACAGGGUACGCUCAGCACGACGCCCAGGAAUUCAUGGCUUUCCUGCUGGAUGGGCUCCACGAGGACCUGAACCGCAUCCAGAUCAAGCCCUACACGGAGACGGUGGACUCGGAUGGGCGGCCCGAUGAAGUAGUUGCUGAAGAGGCCUGGCAACGGCACAAGAUGAGGAACGAUUCCUUCAUCGUGGACCUGUUUCAGGGCCAAUACAAGUCCAAGCUGGUGUGCCCUGUGUGCUCAAAGGUGUCUAUCACGUUUGAUCCCUUCCUGUAUUUACCCGUCCCCCUCCCCCAGAAGCAGAAGGUGCUGACGGUGUAUUACUUUGCGAAAGAACCCCACAAGAAACCUGUCAAGUUCCUGGUGAGCAUCAGUAAAGAGAACUCUACUGCCAUGGAGGUGCUGGAGUCCAUAUCUCACAGCAUGCGGGUGAAUCCCGAGAACUUACGCCUGGCUGAAGUCAUCAAGAACCACUUCCACCGCACGUACCUGCCUUCCCACUCGCUGGACUGUGUCUCCCCCACAGACCUUCUGCUGUGCUUCGAGGUCCUGUCGCCUGACCUGGCCAAGGAGCGUGUGGUAGAGCUGCAGGUUCAACAGCGCCCUCAGGUGCCCAGCGGGCCCAUCACCAAAUGUGCCGCCUGCCAGAAGAAGCAGCAGUCGGAGGAGGAGAAGCUGAAGCGCUGCACCCGGUGCUACCGUGUCGGCUACUGUAACGUAGAGUGCCAGAGGAAACACUGGCAUGACCACAAAACUUCGUGCCGCCCUGAGAACAUCGGCUUCCCCUUCCUCAUCAGCGUGCCAGAGUCACGUCUCACCUAUGCACGGCUGGCUCAGCUCUUGGAGGGUUAUGCCAGGUACUCAGUCAGUGUAUUCCAGCCGCCGUUCCAGAUGGGCCGGAUGUCACCUGAGCAGAGCUUGCAGCCCCAGUUUCCUGAGAAACAGGACCCUCCCUCUCGGAGUAGCUGCGCUGCAGCAGCCUCCGCAGCCACCACCUCAGCCGCCAGCACCGCCACGGAGUCAGGAGACAGCGCCAGAGCCCCCCACCUCUUGCCGGAACCUCAGGCGUCUCCCUCGGCCUCUGAACUACAGGCCGAGCUAGGGGAUGGCGGCGCCUUGAGGAGCAAGGCUGCCACAGGAAGGAGCUCCUUGCUGAGCUUGGAUUCGGGCUUCUCUGAGCCCCCGCUGGAUGCGCGGGCCGAAGGCUGCCUGGAGAAGGAACUUACCUUCGAGAGAGCCUCCAAGCCGGAAGCUGCCAUCCCUGGUUACCAGCAUCCAGCCGAGGGUCCAAGUUCCCACACCGUUCAGUUCUACAUCAACAAGAUUGAUGCCUCCAACAAAGAACAGAAGCUGGAGGAUAAGGGAGACACCCCGCUCGAUCUGACAGAUGACUGCUCCCUGGCUCUGGUCUGGAAGAACAACGAGCGGAUGAAGGAGUUUGUGCUGGUGGAGUCCAAGGAGCUGGAAUGUGUGGAGGAUCCAGGCUCAGCCAGCGAAGCAGCCAGGGCCGGCCAUUUCACCCUGGAGCAGUGCCUCAACCUCUUCACCAAACCGGAGGUGCUGGCCCCAGAGGAGGCCUGGUACUGCCCAAAGUGCAAGCAGCACCGUGAGGCAUCCAAGCAGCUUAUGCUGUGGCGCCUGCCCAACGUCCUCAUCAUCCAGCUCAAGCGCUUCUCCUUCCGCAGCUUUAUUUGGAGGGACAAGAUCAAUGAUAUGGUGGAUUUUCCUGUCAGGAGUUUGGACCUGAGCAAGUUCUGCAUUGGCCAGAAGGAUGAACAGCAGCUCCCCAUGUACGACCUGUAUGCGGUUAUCAAUCACUACGGAGGCAUGAUCGGCGGACACUACACAGCCUACGCCCGGCUGCCCAGCGACAAGAACAGCCAGCGCAGUGAUGUGGGCUGGCGGCUCUUCGACGACAGCACUGUCACCACAGUGGACGAAAGCCAAGUGGUGACCCGAUAUGCCUACGUUCUUUUCUAUCGCCGACGGAACUCUCCUGUAGAGAGACCCCCCCGAGGGCCACCUCACCCCACAGAUCCUCGGGCAGAAUUGGCUCCAUCUGCUGAGGCAGCAGCCAAUCAGGCUUCUCUGCUCUGGCAGGAACUGGAGGCUGAAGAGGAAGCCGCCAGGAGGCUGACGAGGAGCCCUUGGAGGCCUUGCAGCCGGAGAGCGAAGCGCCUCACCUCGGACUGCCCCGAUGAAGGCCACGUCCGCUAUUUUGUCCUGGGCACAAUGGCGGCCAUUGUGGCGCUCUUCUUGAAUGUCUUCUACCCACUCAUCUAUCAAACGCGUUGGAGGUAGCAGCUAAUAACUGCAAGUCCCAAGGAGGGGAGGGGGCAGCCAGCCUGCUUACUUUGCAACUGGACUCUCUCCUCCUUCACAUCUUUGCGGCGAGGGGCUGGGAAGCUCCUUGCCAGGUAGGUUGCAGGAAGAAGCCCUCGCGCUGGUAUCUCCCUGAGGAGAAGACGCCUAUCCCCAGGCCUGCUGUAUCCCGCUUGGCUGACUACAUGAAUUUAUAAUCUGGGAAGAGUCCUUAUGGCUCAUUGCCUGGGGAAACUCAUUUUGGACUUGCUUUUCUCAUAGGCGGCUCUGGUAGUCUUUGGCCGCUGUGCAACAAGCGCUGGCAAAUAUAUAUGUAUUCCAGCAGGAGCUGCAGAUCCACGUCGGUCCCUUUAACUAGAUGGAAUGUAUUUGUCUUGGUCGCUCUCUCUGCCUUGGAUCAAUCCGUCCCUUCAUUAGUGCCUAGUGUUUAAAGGUUGUACCAGCUUUCCCAGUUGGGCAUUCUCCCUGUGCUGGGAGUUGGAGGGGAAGAGAUUUGUGGCCUCUUGUUUUGAAUGCUUAGGAGGGUGGUGGGCAUUGCUGACUCUUCAGGCAUUGGCAGAUUGGAUUAGGUUCCUUCUCCCCAACGGUGGGUCAUCUUGCGACCUAAUCCCUCUGGCCACCCCACCCCCACAGCUCAGGUGUUUUCUAUCCAGGCAUGACACUAGACAGGGAUGUAGAGUGUAAAGGGAAGUCUCUCUUCUCGUCCUUGUCCCUCAACCAUUAUACUAAGCUGUCUGUAGCAAAGGGCUGCCACAGAACAGAAGAUGCUGCUCUGAUUUUGUACGUUGGCUCCUGCAUGUGUCUUUGGGAAUGCAUGCACAUGUGCCUCUGCACAUGCAGUAGUGAAAGAGGAGGCCGUUGCAGAUCCGUGUCCUUAAUCCUACCCUGCAGGCCAAGGUUCCUCACACAGGAGGCAGCACCCCUCUUGCGCCUCCAGGUCACAUACGAAUCCUUAGCUUUGCUAACGUAGGCCUGGGCUGAGGCCAAACGAGGGAGAGUUGUCUUGGAAAUUUGUUCUCCAGAGGAAGCGAUUCUUACUGCAACCCCCUCCUUUCGGUUUGUGUAUGAUUGACGGUUCCUUUUAAUCACAUGUAUUAUAAGAAAUCUUUUUUUAAAAAAAGAUCAGCACUUUCAAAGAGGGCUUUUUUCUCUCUGCCCCUGGAGUAAAGUUAACUGGCACACGUACCUACUGUGCCCCAGGCAGUUUCACCCGUGCCAAAGAGCACAGCCUGAUCCACACGUCAGUGUGGUGGGGAGCAUUUCCCACGCUGCAAAGGAAAGAGCCCCCUGCCUUGUUGGUGGAAAAAGGCAUUGCAUUGUGAAGAGAAAAAAGAACAGAAAAAAAGCUUUCGCUGUAUUUAUUUAUUGUAUUUAAUAAAACUGAAGUUGUUCCAAA
Messenger RNA from Sphaerodactylus townsendi, 5939 nucleotides. RefSeq names its product ubiquitin specific peptidase 19 (gene USP19). Gene Ontology annotation, biological process: protein deubiquitination. NCBI's taxonomy places the organism in Eukaryota, Metazoa, Chordata, Lepidosauria, Squamata, Sphaerodactylidae. Bases 272 to 4522 code for a protein of 1416 amino acids. The record is from RefSeq and is a predicted model, not a curated record. Gene Ontology annotation, molecular function: cysteine-type deubiquitinase activity. The transcript has 26 exons.